Molecule: messenger RNA, 2242 nt
Organism: Sesamum indicum (sesame)
Lineage: Eukaryota; Viridiplantae; Streptophyta; Magnoliopsida; Lamiales; Pedaliaceae
Product: branched-chain-amino-acid aminotransferase-like protein 1
Biological process (GO): carboxylic acid metabolic process
Molecular function (GO): catalytic activity
Source: RefSeq, a predicted model, not a curated record
CAAACGUCAUGUUACAUGAAGAAUCGAAACACAGUUUUUGCCUGCUCACGAGCACUUAAUAGUUAUUGUCAUUGCCAGUUGCACCUCUUUUCAAUAUUAAGGUAGUUUGAUUUGAUUCCCAUUUUUUAAUCGUCAUAACGAGUUGAUUGCCAUUUAGUUGUUAGGAGGGUGAGGUUGUUUGAUAGCUGGAGAGAUUGGCAAUGGGGGAGAAUGGAGGAGAAGUCGAAGUGAUACACUUGUGGUCUUCGCCGAGGUCUGCGAGUACAAGUCUCAUGUAUUCUUUUGCUCAGAGAGAUGAUACAGAAGUGCUCGAUGAACCUCUCUAUGCAAAUUUUUUACGUGUAACAGGAGCUGAAAGGCCUUACAGAGAAGAUUUGCUGUCUAAACUGGAAUCAGAUGGAAAUAAAGUUGUGAAAGAGAUCAUUUUUGGCCCUGGACAGAAGAAGUACAGAUUCUGCAAGCAUAUGGCUAGUCAUCGUCUGCCUGGCCUAACGGAUGAGUUAAUGAAGAAAGGAAAGCACUGCAUACUGAUAAGAAAUCCCCUUGAUGUGUUGACGUCCUAUAACAAGGUCAUUCCCCCAUCACUAACUGAUCUGGGGUAUUGUAGCAUGGUCUCCAUUUACAGUGAUCUGUGUGGUGGAGGAAAACCCCCUCCUGUUAUUGAUUCAGAUUUACUGCAAGAAGAUCCAGAGGCUACUUUACGUGGUCUAUGUGAUGAUCUAGGUAUACCAUUCCAGGCUGCAAUGCUCAGAUGGGAAUCUGGACCAAAACCAUUUGAUGGCAUGUGGGCUCCCUAUUGGUAUAAAAAUACACAUAAGUCGACAGGUUUUGAGCCACCAAGAAAGUAUCCUUCUCCAUUUCCAUCAUCUUUGUACAACUUGCUGGAGCAAAGUUCAGCUUUCUACAACUUGCUUAAGCGUUAUGUGAGGCAGACCACUACAAGAUCCUUCAAUCCCAAGCUUCCGGUUCCUGACAAUGAGAAGUUGCUUUCUUGGGUUGGUGAUGAGAUUGUUCCUCGAGAAAGUGCAAAGGUUUCAGUAUUUGACUCGGUUGUCCAAGGUGGUGAUGCAGUUUGGGAGGGUCUUCGCAUUUAUAACGGGAAGAUAUUUAAACUGGAGGAGCAUUUAGACAGGUUGUUCGAUUCUGCAAAAGCUCUAGCUUUCAGUAAUGUGCCAACUCGUGAAUAUGUGAAGGAAGCAAUUUUCAAAACUCUAAUAAGGAAUGGAAUGUUUAAUAAUGCACACAUUAGAUUAACUCUGACCCGUGGAAAGAAGGUGACUUCAGGAAUGAGUCCAGCGUUCAAUCUGUACGGCUGUACUUUGAUUGUGCUAGCUGAAUGGAAGCCACCAGUCUAUGACAAUGAAAGGGGCAUAAAUCUGGUGACAGCAACAACACGCCGUAAUUCACCUAAUAAUUUGGAUUCGAAAAUUCACCACAACAACCUUCUUAACAAUAUCCUUGCGAAGAUAGAAGGGAAUAACUCAGAUGCGGAUGAUGCAAUCAUGCUUGACAAGGAUGGCUACGUAUCAGAAACUAAUGCAACCAAUAUAUUUCUGGUGAAGAAGGGCCGUGUUGCUACACCCUCUGCUGAUUAUUGUCUUCCAGGAAUAACACGGGCGACUGUCAUGGAACUUGUGGUGAAGGAAAAUUUGGUUUUAGUGGAGCGGCAUAUUAGUCUAUCAGAGUUCCACACUGCAGAUGAGGUAUUCACAACAGGAACCAUGGGUGAACUCAGUCCGGUUAUUAAAAUUGAUGGACGCAUAGUUGGUAAUGGUAGAGUGGGACCUGUGACACAAAGAUUGCAGAAGGCUUAUGCAAAUCUGACAGCAGAAUCAGGGGUGCCUAUACCCACUUAUCAGCAAACCUGAGCAGAGGAAGCCAUCAUUACCGAUAGAUCAAGAUGAACAUCAGGUGACUGCUCGGUUUCAGUUAGUAGAACACAGUUCCGAGUCCGUCGACCUGUUGCUGGAAACCGGAGAUAAGUCUUGCUGUUGAAACAGAUAAUCUGUGCCCUGGAAAUUGGUAUUUAGAUCGUUAAAAGAAAGUGGAUCUUUUCAUUUUCAUCAUGCAUUAAGAACUUUUGGGUAUUUGUUGUAUGUCUUGACUUCUGAUGACAAGUAUGGAUAUAAUGAUUGUGUUGUUCUCUGUUUUGGUUGUCUCUCUAAAUUCAUUACCCCCAGGACAAUGAGCUGUCUACACUAACAUGUUUUUACUAUGAAUAAAGAUGUCUACCUUAAUUAUC